Messenger RNA from Funneliformis geosporum, 537 nucleotides. Lineage: Eukaryota; Fungi; Glomeromycota; Glomeromycetes; Glomerales; Glomeraceae. The record is from the annotation of a GenBank genome assembly.
AUGGUCAAUGCAGAUACGACUUCACAAUAUCUCGCUGUUGUUCCUGAAGAUAUUAAAGCCUAUGCAGCAACACAUUUUCAAACUAUUGCUGGCUCUACAAAUAAAAUUGUUACAGAUCAAAAAAUGAAAAAUUAUGAAAUAUGUGAUAUUGUUCCAUCCCAAAAAGAAAAUAAUAAAAUAAAUGUUCAAGGCUAUUUAAUGGGUCGUGCAGUAACAACUUUUCAUAAUAGGUCCCAUUAUCUUAAAAAAUUUGUUGAACAUGACCACUCACCACAACCUAGUAAUGCAGAAGUUGCAAAAAAUAUCAGUCAAAUCAAGCAGAAAGCUUGUACAACAAAAGAUAAACCUAUACAAAUCAUUCAAGAUAUUACUGUUAAUAUGUCACAAGAGUAUUAUCCCUACAUGCUAUCUUCUAAUGCUCUUCGUUCAAUAAUUAAACGUAUCAAAAGAGCAGAAAUGCCUGCUGAACUACAAACCAUUGAAGAAGUUAAUAUUCCAGAUUCACUUUGUUUAACAUUAAAUGGCGAUACUUCUUAA